AGUACCCCUAUCUACUUCAGUGCUAAGGGCGCAGACUGCUCUGUGAAGGUCUGGACCACCGUUCUCUCCUGCCUUGGGAAGUCGUCGGUUUUUAAAACUUUUUUUCAAAUGUACAUUCGUCUACUUUCAGCUCUUUCAUUAUAGUUCAGUUGCCGUACUAUUUUGUUUAGUUCUACUUCAAUAAUUCGUUGCGUAUUUUUUAAAAAAUUGCUCGACCUUUUCCAUCUUGUACUUUAAAAUCUUAUAUUGGUUCUGAACACUCGAGGAUAUACCGUUAUUGUAGGAUGGCUGGGAUUAUGUACAAAAGAAGAGGAGAAAAGUAUGAGAUAUUUAUUACUUUGAUUUAUUUUUCUAUGGUUUAUUCUUACAACAUCGAUUUAGAACACCCCAUAGUAUAUGGCGGUAAAGAUGGCACUUUUUUUGGAUACUCCGUCCUGGAACAUUACCAUGAUAAUACACGCUGGGUGUUAGUUGGUGCUCCUAAGGCAAACUCCUCCUUCAGCAAUUCAGUGAAGACUCCAGGAGCCGUGUUCAAGUGCCGUGUGCACAGUAACCCUGAGAAGAGAUGUACUGAGAUCAACCUGGGAAGAGGUGACAAGCAGAGGACAUCAUGUGGAAAGACUUGCCAGGGAGACAUGGACAAUGAGUGGAUGGGGGUAACCCUUGCCAGACAGGAAAAAGACAGUGGAAGUGUUCUGGCCUGUGCUCACCGCUGGAAGAAUGUUUACUAUGGGACCGAGCAAAUUCUGCCUCAUGGCUUCUGCUCCAUUAUCUCCCCCAAUCUUCAAGGCAAUACCAAGCCACUCAUUCCCUGCUAUGAAGAGUAUAAGAAGAAAUAUGGGGAAGAGCAUGGAUCAUGUCAGGCUGGAAUAGCAGGAUUUUUUACUGAGGAGCUGGUGGUCAUGGGGGCUCCAGGAUCUUACUAUUGGACUGGCACCAUCAAAGUUUUUAACCUGACUUCAAACUCCUCUUACAACCUGAAAGAGAAUGAAGUUGGAGCUAGCAGAUACAGCUAUCUAGGGUAUGCGCUGACGGCUGGCCACUUCUCUUCACCCACAGCUACAGACAUUGUUGGGGGAGCACCAAGGGAUGGGGCUAAUGGAAAGGUUUACAUUUUCAAAAUUGAAAGAGGUUCUCUUGUGAAGAUUUUCCAAGCCUCAGGGAAAAAGAUGGGCUCUUACUUUGGCUCAUCCUUAUGUGCAGUUGACCUGAACCAGGAUGGGUUAUCAGAUCUGCUGGUUGGUGCUCCCAUGUUCAGCGAGAUCAGAGACGAGGGACAAGUGUCCGUUUUCUAUGGGAGAGGCAAUGGUGUGCUGGAGGAGGGAGAAAUCCUGAAAGGUGACAAUGCUUUCAAUGCCCAGUUUGGUGAGAGCAUCGCUGUGUUGGGAGAUAUUGAUGACGAUGGGUUCCCAGAUGUUGCUAUAGGAGCUCCCAAGGAGGACGAUUUUGCAGGAGCAGUGUACAUCUAUCACGGUGAUGCUGAUGGGAUAGUGACAAAGUACUCUAUGAGACUUUCAGGCCAAAGUAUCAACCCCACCUUGAGGAUGUUUGGUCAGUCAAUAUCAGGGAAUGUGGAUAUGGAUGGAAAUGAGUAUCCAGAUGUUACUAUUGGUGCCUUUAUGUCGGAUAAUGUAGUGCUGCUGAGAUCAAGGCCUGUUGUCACAGUGGACAUUUCAAUCUUCCUUCCCACCUCCAUUAACAUCACAACACCUCAAUGUCAUGAUGGGUCCCAACAUCUCAACUGUCUCAAUGUCUCCCUCUGCCUGCGCUUCCGAGGAAAACAGGUGCCAGGACAAAUAGGUCUGAUCUAUAACCUGACAGCAGAUGCAACAAAGCGAGAAAAGGGCCAGCCGUCCAGAGUACUACUUGGGCAGAACAGAGAGCUGACAAGCACAGUGGGGGAGAUGGUCAAUCUGUCCCUCAACAAGGAGAUGUGUCAGCACUAUGUGGCCUACGUCAGGAAAGAAGUGAAAGAUGUCUUUUCCCCAAUUGUGUUUGAAGCCACCUACAGCCUGGGGCCACAUGUGAUUGAGAAGACGGAGGAGAAGGAGCUGCCGCCACUGAUGCCAGUCUUGCGCUGGAAGAAAGGAGAUAAGAUUGCUCAAAGGAACCAGACAUGGUUUGAGAAGAACUGUUUAUCUGAUGACUGUGCUGCAGAUCUCAGGCUGCUUGGAAAACUUUUGCUCUCUGGUGUCGACAGCAGGCCUUACCUGGCACUGGGAGGGGUGAAGAACAUCUCUUUGAACUUGUCCAUCUCCAAUGCUGGAGAUGAUGCCUAUGACACCAACAUCUACUUCAACUUCUCAAAGGAGGUCUACUUCAUCAAGAUGUGGCAGAAGGAAGAAAAGGGCAUUUCCUGCGAACUCUUGGAGUUGGACUUCCUAAAAUGUAGCGUGGGAUUUCCUUUCAUGAGGGCACAGACCAAGUACCAUUUAGCUGUGAUUUUUGACACCAGCCAUCUUUCUGGAGCUGAGAGGCACUUGCAAUUCCUAGUCACAGCAAAAAGUGCAAAUCCAGAGCAUGAAAGCAAGCUGUCUGACAACAUUCUACACCUCUCUAUUCCUCUGAUACAUGAAGUUGAUACAACCAUCACUGGUGUGGUCUCGCCAGAUUCCUUUCUGUAUGGAGAUUCUGUUGAGGCAGCCCGGUUUGUGCAGCUGGAGGAGAUGGAGUGUAGCUUUCAGCCUCUCAAUUUCACUUUCCAGGUUAUAAACAAUGGACCCAGCAGCCUGCCUGGCUCCACCAUUCAUAUUCGGAUUCCUAAUCGCUUAGUUGGCAGUGGGGCAGACAUGUUCCAUUUACUUGACACAGAGGUUGCUGAAGGAAGAGGGAACUGUUCGCAGCACAUCAAUCCCACACCCUGCACUGUGCCUCAGGAUAAAGAGAGCAUCUUCCACACCAUCUUUGCUUUCUUCACCAAGUCCGGGAGGAAGGUCUUGGACUGUGAUAGACCUGGUCGGUCUUGUCUAAUGAUAACUUGUCACUUGAUGUCAUUGGGGAGAGAAGAAAUGAGGAGCAUAGACUUACGAAUGCUACUGAACACAGAGAUAAUAAAGAGAGACAGUUCAUCUGCCAUCCAGUUUGUAACAAGGGGCAGUGUGAUGGUUGACAAGGGAGCAGUGGAGGUCUCUAAUGGGCUUUCGGAAGACACCACAGUGGUAUUUGAGGCUUUCCACAAUCAAGAGCCAAGAGGCUAUGUGGUUGGCUGGAUCAUCGCCAUCAGCCUCCUUGUGGGAAUCCUCAUCUUCCUGUUGCUGGCUGUGCUGCUCUGGAAGAUGGGGUUCUUCCGUCGGCGGUACAAAGAGAUAAUUGAGGCAGAGAAGAACAGGAAGGACAGCGAAGAAAGCUGGGACUGGGUCCAGAAAACCCAGUGAGCUGCCAGAUAUACCACUCACAUCAUGUGAUGCCUGUCUGCCAGCCUAUCAGUUCACAUCCCUUGAAUCUUCCAUAUGUGGAAGAAGAAAUUCUUCUCCAGAUUUUUCGGAGGCCUGAUAUGUGUUUUUGUUUUUUAAAUAUCGUGAAGCUGACAGCUGGAAACUAUUCCUGAGGUGAUCACGUGACCUGCAAGGAGUAAUUAUGUUCUUCCUGAUGGAGUUGAACUUUGAACUCUGAAAAGAGAGGGUUCUCUAUGGAAGGAAGCAGAUAUCACAACAACAUUUGUGGUAAAAACCCUCAGGGCACUGAACUCGUUAGCGAAACUUAUUUUUUUAUACAUAUAUGCCUUUUUUUUACUGAUCACAAUCUUCAACAAAUGUAUUGAUAUUUUUUUUUGCUGUGUUUUCUGUUUGACAUAUCUAGAUAUUUACUUCAAGGCACUGAUGACUGGUUAACGCCAAAGUCAACAUUAAACUUUUCUGUAUUAUGGAAAGGAGACACAUUACACCAAAAAUACACUUAAAAAACACAAAGUUAGAUUAUUUACUGUUUUCAAGCUGAAAUGUCAUGAUAAUGAAUGAUCUCUUUUGCCUUACUUCCUGUGUCCACUCCCUUAUGCAAGCACCUGGUAAUGCUUUUAAAGUAGAGGCAUUUCAGCUUGCUGCUCUGAUUUAUCGAAAAUGUUAAGAUAGUUUAGAUCAGGCGUGUUCAACUUUGGUCCUCAAGAGAAGCUGUCCAGCAAAUUUUAAAAGUUUCUUUAAAUCUUAAGCUUCAAAAAACAAGGAAAGGCUUCAACUUGUUCAAGUUAACAAAAAUUGAGUUAAAUUAGUACUUAAGUGUUUAGAAACCUUCUAGCCCUCCAAGACUGCAGUUGUGCACCCCUGAUGUACAUUAGGUCCAUUAUGCUGAAUUUAGGAGAAUGCUCACCAAAAGUUAUUUUAGGCAGGUAUCAAUCACAUUAAUUGUUCAGUAUUUGUUCGGAUAUGACAUAUCAUACUGUAUAUGUUAACAAAGUGCACAACCAAUAGUUUUUUUAGUCUUUAAGACAGAGUUAGAAAUGAAAUUUGAGAAGGUACCACUGAUUCUAAUUCUGUGCUGCUUUGUUUAUGACAGUGGUGCACGAUACCAGUCCAAGUUGGUAGUAGUGUCUGCAGACUGUUGUUCCUCCUCUGUUCUCAAUAACAUAAUUGAGCUAAUCAUUAGCUUAAUUGGACCAGUUUCUUUUCAAAGAUCUUCAGCUGUUGAUAAUUUAAAGAGACCUAGAAUACCUGCUGGAUUCUAGCCUUCAAGGACUGGAGUUGUGAACAUAUGCUUUAUGAACACAGACAUACAAUUCCAUUCUUACAAGUUCUGUCUGUGUUACCUCAUCCGCUGCUUAAGACCUUGGGAAUUUGUACCUGCUUCACUAUUUUAAUUAUUGUAAUUAAGCUGUUAUGCACAGGGUUGCCAACUCAGGUUCUGGGUGGUCACCAUGUCUGCAGGUUUUAAUUCCAUCUCACCUUUUAAGGCAGUUGAGCUAAUUAUUGGCUGAAUUGGAUUCUGAUCUCUUAAGGUUCUAUAGAGGUUUAGGGAGCCAUAUAAAACUUUAAAACCUGUUGCUCUGCGGCCCUCCAGGAAAACCCUGUAUAAUGAGAUCAGAAAAAAAGAAAGAACUGCUCCGUAGUGAUUCCUAACAAAUAAGUCAGGAACAGCAACUGCCAAAGUACUAAUCAGUGCAAUCUACUGAGGAGGGAUUUGCAUAUUGCUUUACUGUAUUGAUAUUUCAGAAAUCUGUUAUGACAGGCUAUAAUAGAAAAAUAAAUGAUGAAAAACAUACAUUUAAUAUCCUGAGCAAAUCUGAAAAAGCAUUUAUAACACAAAGCUAUUUUAAAUUGCUUAUUAUGAAAAGCAACUCACAAAACUUACCCCCCCCCCCCAAAUUGCACUAAAAAAUACAAAUUUCUUAGAUAAGCCACAUCAUUUUUACACUUAAGAAAAUGACUGCUUGUUUGUCUUUUGAUACGUUGAUUUGAUAAGUUGAUCAUGAUUAGUUUUAAUUCCUGUCUGAAACUUUGAAUCAACUACAGAAUUGGAAGAAGGUUAGUAACAAUUCAUGAUGGCAAGUCUCCAAUAUAAGUAAGGCACACUGUACCAAAGAAAUUCCUAUGUGCCUCACAAUUACAGUCCCUGCAACUGUCCAUUUAUGCUAAAAUUCUUUUUUCUCAGGGUCAUGAGAGAAAAAACAGAGUACUGCUGCAUCCAGAUGAGUGUAUUGCACAGCGUGAAUAUCAUUUCACUAUUACUGUCUCUAAGCGUAAUAGCUUUUCCUAUUAUUAUGUUUCCAUUAAAUAUAGAGUAAUAUUUUUUGAUUGAUGCAUUUCUUUCAUCUGCCCCAAAUCUUGAUUUGCUUUUAUUUGAUUUGCUUUGAUUUCCAAAAAACGUAUUUAGAAUAUAUGUUGUCUGUUUUUAAAGGUGAAAGAGUUCCAUUGAAUCUCUGUAAUUGGUACUUUGUUUCCUUGGAAUCGGUGUGGUUAUUGAUUGUUUCAGUUUGAUGAAAUCAGGAAACGUAGUAGCUAAGCAUUUCUUAUGUGCUUCUAAGUCUGAAUAUUCACUUGAACUUGCAUCCUCAUAACUGCUGCUGAUCCAGAACAAAGCUUAAUCCAAAACACAAACUAUUGAGAGUGGGUCUAAGAAAUAGUGAUGUAUCACUGGAUAAAAGCAGAGGUGUUGAAGUGAACUGAAAAAUCAUAGAAUGGACACCUGAAUGAGCUUGAAUACCUUUUAAUUUAAUUAGGUGGCUUGUCAUUUGUAAUUGUUUUGUUUUAUGGUUUCUUGAGUGUUUAUUUCUGAAUUGAAAUCAAAAGCAAUAAAUAUCCACAGACAGUCUUUGUACUUUGCCUUUGUUAUACUGCCCAUUGCAUUGCAUUACUACCUCUGUCAUUACCAGUGGUUUAGAAACCACUUCGUUAGGAUUGUCACCUUGCCCCAUAAUCCCCAGUCAGUAUUUCAGUUAAUGUACAGAAUAAGUACUAAAUCAUUACUAAAUUGAUAUUGCUACAUAAUUACACACAGUAAUUAUAUACCUGUACAGUUACUGAUCAAUGUGAAAAAAUAAAAAGUCUGGAAUAAUUUG
Molecule: messenger RNA, 6487 nt
Organism: Lepisosteus oculatus (spotted gar)
Lineage: Eukaryota; Metazoa; Chordata; Actinopteri; Semionotiformes; Lepisosteidae
Gene: itga9
Product: integrin, alpha 9
Biological process (GO): cell adhesion mediated by integrin; cell-cell adhesion; cell-matrix adhesion
Cellular component (GO): external side of plasma membrane; integrin complex
Molecular function (GO): integrin binding
Source: RefSeq, a predicted model, not a curated record